UCUGGCAUUCCUCCUAACUGUGACGGCUUCCAUCUCAUCGCAUCCGGUGACCAAUGCGAUACGAUUGAGGCCAAGUACGGCAUCACCGAUGCCCAAUUUAAGGCCUGGAACCCCAGCAUUGAUAGCUUGCACAUCCCGGGCGCCACAACAACCACCUCGACUCCCCAACCCACAUCCACGGGAACCCAGCCGCAGAUGCCUGGCAUCGCGAGUAACUGCAAAACCUUUUACAAGGUCAAAUCCGAUAACUGUUACACGAUCAACACGGCUGCGGGCAUCACGCUCGCCCAGUUCCGCUCCUGGAAUAGCCAGAUUGAUGCCAGUUGUACUAACUUGUGGGUGGACUACUAUGUCUGCAUUGGACUGUAG
This is a messenger RNA of Penicillium psychrosexuale, 369 nucleotides long. Its product is annotated as LysM peptidoglycan-binding domain-containing protein. Lineage: Eukaryota; Fungi; Ascomycota; Eurotiomycetes; Eurotiales; Aspergillaceae. The annotation marks the transcript as partial. The transcript has 2 exons. The record is from RefSeq and is a predicted model, not a curated record.